Drosophila guanche is the source of this 2999-nucleotide messenger RNA. RefSeq names its product calnexin-like. Bases 214 to 2886 code for a protein of 890 amino acids. Gene Ontology annotation, biological process: regulation of DNA-templated transcription elongation; protein folding; signal transduction. Gene Ontology annotation, molecular function: calcium ion binding. Gene Ontology annotation, cellular component: THO complex part of transcription export complex; endoplasmic reticulum membrane; endoplasmic reticulum. The transcript has 11 exons. The record is from RefSeq and is a predicted model, not a curated record. NCBI's taxonomy places the organism in Eukaryota, Metazoa, Arthropoda, Insecta, Diptera, Drosophilidae.
AGCUUAAUUUCAAUUAGUUCGUCGAGCUAGAUUUCGAUUCUCGUUUUUCCACAGCGCCCGCAGUUUGAGGAAAUUGGUGAAAAGCAACGCAAGCAGCACAGCACAACGAAAAACAGUAGAGUAAUUGUUUUUCCGUUCCCACAAACGAGUGCCGUGCCGGGGAGGUGGUUGAAACAGAAAACCAACAGCAGCAGCCGCUAAUCGGGAAGGAAAAUGCAGUGGAAACUCGGGGGGAGCAUCGCAGCGCUGGCGUUGCUGCUGGCCUGCAACAUACUGCUGUCCGUGACAGCCGAUGUGGAGUUUGGUGUCGAUGCCGACGACUUUGAGGAUGGCCAAGUCGAAGAUGUUCAGGAGGAGGCUGUCGGUGCCGAUGAGGAGCUAGUCUACGAGAGCCCUGUGAUCGAGCCCAAGAAGUUCCACUUCGCCGAUCAUUUCGAUAAUGUUGAUGAGUCAAGCAAGCUGUGGGUACACUCACAGGCCAAGAAGGACGACAUUGCCGAGGAGAUCUCCAAAUACGAUGGCAUUUGGAGCUGGGAGUCGCCGCAGCGCAUUGUCUGGGCAAAGGAUAAGGGACUGGUUCUCAAAUCGAAGGCAAAGCACGCUGCCAUUUCGGCGCGCCUCCGCAAGCAGUUCGAUUUUAAGACAGAAAAACCGCUGGUGGUGCAAUAUGAGGUCACGCUGCAGGAGGGUCAAGAUUGUGGCGGCUCGUACAUCAAGCUUCUGUCCGCUGGCAAGGAAACGGAAGAUCUCAAAGCGUUCAAUGACAAGACACCCUACACCAUCAUGUUCGGGCCGGACAAGUGCGGGAACGAUGUGAAACUGCAUUUCAUAUUCCGUCACGUUAAUCCAAUUAACGGCACCAUCACCGAGAAGCAUUGCAACAAACCAAAGAACCGCCUGGACGAUCUCUUCAAGGAUAAGCUCCCCCAUUUGUAUCAGCUGGUCGUGCAUCCCGACAACAGCUUCGAGAUUCGUGUGGAUCACAAAAUCGUCAACGAGGGCUCCCUUCUGACUGACUUUAAGCCGCCCGUUAAUCCUCCAGCACAGAUCGAUGACCCGAAUGACCACAAGCCAGAGUCGUGGGAUGAGCGCGAGAAGAUACCAGAUCCGACAGCAUCGAAGCCAAGCGAUUGGGAUGAGGAUGCACCACCCCAGCUGCCCGACCCCGAUGCUGUCAUGCCCGAGGACUGGCUGGAGGAUGAACCCGACAUGAUAUUCGAUCCCACAGCCAGCAAGCCCGACGAUUGGGAUGCCGAAAUCGAUGGCGAGUGGGAGGCACCGCUGGUGGACAAUCCCGUCUGUGAGAAGGCCGUUGGCUGUGGCAAGUGGAAGGCUCCGCUGAUCCAAAAUCCCAACUACAAGGGCAAGUGGCGUGCACCGAGCAUUGACAAUCCCAACUACCAGGGCAAAUGGUCUCCACGCAAGAUUGCCAACCCCGACUUCUUUGAAGAUCUGAAGCCCUUCCGCAUGACUCCGAUUAGCGCUGUUGGUCUGGAGCUGUGGUCCAUGUCUAGUGAUAUUCUCUUCGACAAUCUGAUCGUCACCGAUGAUGUGGCGGUGGCCCGUGAUUUUGCUGCCAUGAGCUUUGAUAUCAAGCGUCGCUACAUUGAUCGUGAAUCGGACUCAUUCGUGAAUAAGGUAGUCGAUCUUGCCAAGACAAAUCCCGUGGUCGCGGGCCUUAUCAUGGUAGUCUUUGUCGUACUAUUCGUAUUCAUCACCAUUUGGUGUAGAUUUGGUGCCGCUAAAAAAGAGGACGCUGCCAAACGAGCUGCUGCUCAGGCAAAGAAAACCGAUGCACCACAGCCCGAUGAUGCACCCGAAGAGGAGGAGGAGAGUGAUCCUUCGUCUGAGAGAGCUGCUGGCGAUUCCAGUAAGGAAAGCACGCCGCUGUCCGCUAGUCCCAAGAAGAAUAAAAAGUCUGAUUUAGAGGAUAAUGUUGAGACAAAGCCGGAGGAGACCAAGCCGGAGGACCUUCCCUCAAAUGAGGAGGAAAACAAACCCCCUCCCGCCAAACGGCCAAAGCGUCCACUCGGCGACUCCCUGCGCGACGCUGCUCGUAAUGGCAAGUUUUUCCUUGGCAACGAAAACCUGACACGUUUGUGGAACUACUCGCCGGACAACUUACAGGCUUGCAAAAGUGAGCAGCGCAACUUCCUGCCCCUGCUAGAAACGUAUUUGGAAUCGCCCCACGACAAGAUCGAUCCAGCCUUCGAGUGGCGUGCACUGCGUUUGCUUGCCCGGCAAACUCCCCAUUUCUUCACAUCGCCCUCGCAACCGUCUAGCAAGAUUUCCGACUAUUUGGAGCAAGUGCGCAAGCGUCUCAUACGCGAUAGGGAGCCGAAGCCAACAACCACGGUAUCCAGCAAUGCAUCAGAGCAGAACAACGGUCUGGCUGCGAAAAGUACACCCGCGGAGAGUGAGCAGGAGGCGGCCAUGGCGCUGCAGGAAGCAGAGCCAGAACAGGAUCUCGAGGUGGAAGACACAGAUCCCGUUGUUGAGGAAGUGGAAGAGGACCCAGGCCAUGAGAAGUCAUUGAUGGUGACCGCCAAGCACAUCGAUGAGGUAGCACCGCUGAUUGGAGAGCCCUGGAUGAAGGUGGGCAAAAAGAUAGGAUUUACCAAUGACGAACUUCUCUUCUAUCAAAUGGAGCAUCCCACCGCCAGUGUGGCCUGCUCGAAAAUGCUGUGCACUUGGAUCUCAGAGGAUGACGAUGCCACGCUAGAAAACUGGGCCUACAUGCUUGAGGGCCUGGAGAUGAACCAGGCAGCCGAUGCCGUAAAGGCCAUUAUCGAACGUGAAAAAUCAUCUGGAUCUGCCGCAUCGACUGCCACUGUUGUGCAGCCGCAGCUCGAAGAUGACAACGAUGUCGAAGUGUUAUCCGACUAGGGCCACCCAACGUACCCGCAGCUCGCUUAAAGUUAAGUCUGGCAUCGUUUCAUUCAUCAAAAAUUGCUUUAUCACAAGUAAACGUAUGGGCAUGUUCAUGAUCGAACACACCA